Molecule: messenger RNA, 894 nt
Organism: Cetraspora pellucida
Lineage: Eukaryota; Fungi; Glomeromycota; Glomeromycetes; Diversisporales; Gigasporaceae
Source: the annotation of a GenBank genome assembly
AUGGUCGAAACAAGAAGUAGUAGACUUGAGCGACAAGAUGGUCAAGAUUCGACAGCAAAUACUUUGAAACGAACGGCUAUUGAGGUAGCACCGAAACUCACUAAACGCGCGCGUUCAAUAUCUAACGUCUCUUUAAUGCCAACCGCGUCAAUAGAGUUAAAACCAAAAGAAAUAAGUUUAUCUGAAAUUCAUGCACAGCUUCAGUCCAAAGCUUCCAAGCAAAAAGCUGCCAUUCUAACAAAAUACUUUCGUGUUGCAGAAUAUGGAGAAGGCGAUAUUUUAAUGGGCGUGAAGGUACCCGAUGUGCGUGCUAUAUCCAAAAGCCUGGGUUUUUUGUCAUAUUCAAUUUUAAAAGAGCUUAUUCAGUCAAAAUAUCAUGAGGAAAGACUAUUAGCAGUUAUAAAUAUAGUGACAAAAUUUAAAAAUACUCAAGAUCCAGCAGAGCUUAGAGAAAUUUUUGGAUUUUUUAUCGAGCAAAUGCGAGGAGGAGUUAAUAACUGGGACUUGGUUGAUUCAUCAGCAAACCAGAUCGUUGGAGAUUUUCUAAAAGAUAAACCUGAUAUUAAACGACUAUGGUUAUAUGAGAAACUAGCGGUAUCAAAACGACUCUGGGACAGAAGGAUUGCAAUAGUAUCUACACAAUGUUUUAUUAAUAAUGGUGAAUAUGAUGAUACACUGAAACUGGCUGAGAUGUUUUUAAAUGACACAGAGGAUUUGAUACAUAAAGCAACAGGAUGGACAUUAAGGGAGAUGGGAAAGAAGUCAAAGCAAACCCUUGUUGAGUUUUUAAAUCAACAUGCACACAAGAUGCCAAGGGUAAUGUUAAGAUAUAGUUUGGAAAAGUUUUCUGAACAAGAACGAAGAAAAUAUAUGACCAUAGGAAAAAGUAAAUAA